AUGGGCUGGACCGAACCUUUCUGCUACCACUUUGACCGGGGCCUCUAUUUUCAUGAGGUGUUCCCACGCCUGCUGUGCGGCACACAGCCACGAAACACGGACGAGGUCACAGAACUUGUGAAGGGCCAUGGUGUAGUGACGCUGGUGAAUCUGCAGCAAGACAAGGACAUAGCGCACUGGGGGGUUGACUUUGGCGCCAACGCGGCGCGUGCCGCCGAGCUCGGGGUCGACAUACGGCGCCCCUCCAUAGUGGACUUUAGCGCAGACUCCCUGCGCCACCAGCUGCCCAAGGCGGUGCGCGAGGUGGCGGACGCCAUGAAGAAGGCGGAGGCCAGCGGCGGGCGCGUGUACGUCCACUGCACUGCGGGGCUGGGCCGCGCGCCUGCGGUGUGCAUCGCCUACCUCUACUGGUUCCAGGGACUCCAUCAGGGCCGCCACAGCCGGUGCGCGUCUGCCUAG
Messenger RNA from Monoraphidium neglectum, 459 nucleotides. RefSeq lists its product as hypothetical. NCBI's taxonomy places the organism in Eukaryota, Viridiplantae, Chlorophyta, Chlorophyceae, Sphaeropleales, Selenastraceae. Gene Ontology annotation, molecular function: protein tyrosine/serine/threonine phosphatase activity; carbohydrate phosphatase activity; starch binding. The coding region runs from base 1 to 459 and encodes 152 amino acids. The transcript is spliced from 5 exons. The record is from RefSeq and is a predicted model, not a curated record. Gene Ontology annotation, cellular component: chloroplast. Gene Ontology annotation, biological process: dephosphorylation; starch catabolic process.